Molecule: messenger RNA, 893 nt
Organism: Dissoconium aciculare CBS 342.82
Lineage: Eukaryota; Fungi; Ascomycota; Dothideomycetes; Mycosphaerellales; Dissoconiaceae
Exons: 4
Coding region: 133-684 (183 amino acids)
Cellular component (GO): membrane
Molecular function (GO): opioid growth factor receptor activity
Source: RefSeq, a predicted model, not a curated record
UCGAGCACACAGCGCAUUCGGCAGUCACGACCGCAUCCCUAGGACUCAAGCGGCGACCCGAUUGAAGUUACCGCAUCAUAUGCAGAAUAUCCGCAUAAUUUCUGGGCGAUUCGUAAGAGCAAGAUCAUAACCAUGGAUAGCAACAAAUCAAAGAGUGCGAUCGGCCGGUCUCUCGAGGACAUCUGGCGGUUCAGCGACAAGGAACUGGAAUGGAGUCAUGAUUACAUUCAAGUUCUCUUUCCGCUACCAGAGUUCUCCGCGUUCAAUUUCUCGGCACCGCACAUCGAUCGCAGUACUCGCGACGACUUUCUAGCUGAGGGAACGCUACGGGAGCACUUGUUCCGCUCAUUUCAGCGCAUGGCAGCCUUCUACGGCUUUGACGCAAGCGAAGAUCAUGGCGAGAUCCGAGUUGAGGCGAAACCAGACUUCACCAGCCUCGCAAGGAGGAACUGGCUGAAACGAUUCGAUCACAACCAUUUGAGGAUAAGUCGUAUCAUCAGAUCUCUGCGCGUCCUUGGGUUGGAGCCUGUGGCAACUGCCUUCCAUCAAGCACUUGUGCAGAAUGCCGCCGGGGUUAGCGAUCGAAGCUUGAUGUACUGGGAUCGAGCGGCUAGACGCCCGCUGCACCUGGCUCCGGACGACGAUGACGAAACUGCUGAAGGUAUUGACUUUCUACGGGACUGAUUUGUGGCUCGGUAGCACACUUUCCGGCAAGAUCUCGACGCCCCUUGGAUGUCUCUGGGCAUUGCCGCCCGCGAUUUGGCUACUCCAUCUCAAAAGUCGGGUUUCAUGUGUGAGAAUGGUUCAAUGUAUCCGAUAGACGACAUCUGUAAAAAGUUACGAUCGAGCCCUCCAGCAGCGUAGAAAGGAGACAUUCUAUCUAUGCCAACUUU